AGUUAUUGCAAUACAACAAUUUUAUUAUUUUAUUUUAGUUCGUAUUUUACAGGUUUGAUCCAGAUUCAACUUUAAUACUUUAAUUUAUGAGCUCAUACUUAGUUUUAAACAAAAUGAAUGCCUUGUUAAUACUAUUUUGGAUUUCACCAGCACUAGCAACUAUUACAGGAUCCAAUAUUUGUACCAGACAAGAAACGUAUACUGUAACAGUACGGGUAUCGGAGGAACAGCCUUAUCAAGUACGCGAGUAUGUGUGGUGCGUUAAUUUUCCACCACGUUGUUCCAAAUAUAAGAUUAAAUUUCGUACCAUCUACAAAACCCAAAAUUUGGUUAAAACUAGACCUGUAGAAGAUUGUUGUAAGGGUUAUUCAAAAAAUGCAGCCGAAACCAAGUGCAUUCCAAUUUGUUCAACGAGCUGUUUGCACGGCCUGUGUGUAGCUCCUGAAACAUGCCAGUGUGAAUCGGGCUGGGGAGGACCAAACUGUGAUAUAUCUUGCCCUAACGGUUUUUGGGGCAGAGAAUGCCAAAAUAAGUGCAUGUGCCAAAAUAACUCAACUUGUGACCCGUUUAAUGGUCAUUGUCGAUGUUCUCGAGGAUGGAUUGGAGAUCAAUGCGAAAUAAAAUGCAAUCGAGGGACUUAUGGUCAAGAUUGUGCAGAAAAAUGCAGAUGCGAUCAUGGCGAAUGCGAUCAUAUAUCUGGGGAAUGUCAUUGUCAUUCCGGAUGGAUGGGUCCUCUAUGUGAUGAUACAUGCAAAAUUGGAACUCAUGGCCCUGAAUGUAAGUCAGAAUGCCGUUGUCAAAAUGGAGGAACGUGUGAUUCGGAAGAUGGUAAAUGUUACUGCCAACCAGGAUGGAUAGGUUUUGUGUGUGCAAACAGAUGUCCUUUUGGAUUCUGGGGUGAAAAUUGCAGUAAAACAUGCGAUUGCUAUAAUGGAGCCUCCUGCCAUCAUGUUACUGGCUUGUGUGAAUGCCAGCCUGGAUUUAAAGGAGAUAGGUGUCUGGAUCAGUGCCAAGAUGGAACUUGGGGGACCGGCUGUGCUAAAAAGUGCAAUUGUAAAAAUGGAGCAAAAUGUUCUAACAAAGAUGGCAGCUGUUUGUGUGAAAAGGGUUGGAGAGGAAAAUUAUGUGACAAAAGAAAUUGUGUAGACGGACUUUAUGGACCCAACUGUGAUAAAACGUGUCAGUGCAAUAACGAAAACACGGAAAUGUGUCACCCGUGGACUGGAGAAUGCGAAUGCAAACCAGGCUGGAAUAGCGAUUGUUCCAGAUUGUGCCCUAUUUUAACAUAUGGAAAAGGAUGUCACGAAAUAUGCCAUUGUGAAAAUAAUGCCCAGUGUUCUCCUGUAAACGGCACCUGCAUUUGCCCGCCUGGGUUUACAGGAAGUGCCUGUAAUGAAACAUGCCCACUUGGAAAAUUUGGCGAAGAUUGCGUUCACACUUGCGAAUGUAAAAACGGCGCGACUUGUUCAUUGGAAACAGGCGAAUGCUUUUGCGCAGCAGGCUGGGAAGGACAGCAAUGUGAUCGCCCUUGUAGAAAUAAUUCGUUUGGAACAAAGUGUCAUGAAAAAUGUGUUUGUAAAAAUGGAGCCUCCUGCAACCCUGUUAAUGGGAGCUGUACCUGUAGAUCUGGUUUCACUGGCCAAUAUUGCGAGAAUAAAUGUGAACAAGGAUAUUUUGGGCCAAACUGUGAGCAGAUUUGUGAGUGUCAAGAUGGCCAUCAUAUAGGCUGUGACCCAAUUUCUGGAAAGUGUAUUUGUAAACCGGAAUGGAAAGGCAUUCGAUGCGAAUCAAAUUGUCCACGUGGAAAAUAUGGUAAUAAAUGUGAAUUCGAAUGUAAUUGUAAGAAUAAUAGCUCUUGUGAUCCAGAGUCUGGGAGUUGCUACUGUUCCAGAGGCUGGAAAGGUAAUGAUUGCAAUGAACUAUGUGAUCCAGGGUAUUAUGGUAUAGGAUGCCAUCAAAAAUGUCCUGAGGUUUUUAAAGGAAAUAAAACUUGUGAUCAUAUAACUGGAGAGUAUAUUUGUCCAGAUGGUUUUAUUGGUUUAACAUGUGAACACCCAUGUCCCUUUGAAACUUUUGGGAAAAAUUGUGCCUUUAAUUGUUCCUGCAAGAAUGGCGGAGAAUGUCAUCAUAUCACUGGAGAGUGUCAAUGUCUGCCAGGUUGGAUGGGAAAAAAUUGCUCGACUCCUUGUCAAACAGGAAGCUUUGGAAUAAACUGUGCUCAACAUUGUAAAUGUUUAAAUGGCGGUGAAUGUAGAAGAAAUGAUGGCGUAUGUCGUUGCAAACCAGGUUACACUGGAACUCACUGCAGUGAAAUUUGCCCAGAGGGAUACUAUGGAGACCAUUGCAUGACGCCUUGUGAAUGCGGAAACGAGAAUUUUAUUUGUCAUCCUGCUCAGGGCUGCACAUGCAAGCAUGGUUUUUCCGGGUCUAACUGCGAUGAAUCGAACAUAUUAAGUCGAAUCAAUUCCAACCCUGAUGAAGCAGGAUAUGGGGGUAUUGUAGCGGGAUUUAUGGUCUCACUCAUAUUAAUUGCAAUAAUUGUAUUGGUGAUAUUUUAUUAUAGAAAACGCGUCGCCAACCUUAAGACUGAAAUUGCUCAUGUACAGUAUAUAGCAGAUCCAAAUAGUUUAUCCCCAGAUCGAAACCAUUUCGAUAAUCCAGUGUAUUCAUAUCAAGGAUCAGGAAGAAAAGACAAUGAACACUUAUUAAACAAUACUAACACAAUAAGGAAUAAUUUACAAAAAACAAAUAAUAUGGCAUUAGAAAGGGCCAGACUUGGAAUUGCUGGAUGUUGCUCAACAGAUGACAGUGAAUUUCCCAUUAAAGGAACCUUUGGAAUAAACGAUGAACUAAGUUGUUUGAAAAAUAGAGAAGCUGAUGCAACGAAUCCAAAUAUUUAUCAUAGUAUUGAUAAACUUGAUCAUGUAUAUGAUGAAAUUAAACAGGGCAACGACCUAAAGGAUUUUGAUGUAGUAUAUGAUCACCUAGAUUAUAGUAGACCAGCGAGUAAUCUAAAGCCUCAGUAUCAACACAUGCCAAGCCCAUUUGGAUCAAGGGAUUUAAAUAACGAUGAUAAGUCGGAGACUGAUGAUGCUUGAGUUUCUAUUUUGUAAAUAUUUAUACAUACAUAUACAUAUAUAUAUACAAAUAAUUUUUUUAUAGUGUUC
This is a messenger RNA of Brassicogethes aeneus, 3167 nucleotides long. The record is from the annotation of a GenBank genome assembly. NCBI's taxonomy places the organism in Eukaryota, Metazoa, Arthropoda, Insecta, Coleoptera, Nitidulidae.